AUGAGUUCCUUCAGCUUUGAGCCGUACUACUCGACUUCCUACAAACGGCGCUAUGUGGAGACGCCCCGGGUGCACAUCUCCAGCGUGCGCAGCGGCUACAGCACCGCGCGCUCCGCUUACUCCAGCUACUCGGCGCCCGUCUCCUCCUCGCUGUCCGUGCGCCGCAGCUACUCCUCCAGCUCCGGCUCCUUGUUGCCCAGUCUCGAGAACCUCGACCUGAGCCAGGUAGCCGCCAUCAGCAACGACCUCAAGUCGAUCCGCACCCAGGAGAAGGCGCAGCUGCAGGACCUCAACGACCGCUUCGCUAGCUUCAUCGAGCGCGUGCACGAGCUGGAGCAGCAGAACAAGGUCUUGGAAGCCGAGCUGCUGGUGCUGCGCCAGAAGCACUCCGAGCCGUCCCGCUUCCGGGUGCUGUACGAGCAGGAGAUCCGCGACCUGCGCCUGGCGGCGGAAGACGCCACCAACGAGAAGCAGGCGCUGCAGGGCGAGCGCGAAGGGCUGGAGGAGACUCUGCGCAACCUGCAGGCGCGCUACGAAGAGGAGGUGCUGAGCCGUGAGGACGCAGAGGGCCGGCUGAUGGAAGCGCGCAAAGGGGCCGACGAAGCGGCUCUCGCCCGCGCCGAGCUCGAAAAGCGCAUCGACAGCCUGAUGGACGAAAUCGCUUUUCUGAAGAAAGUGCACGAAGAGGAGAUCGCCGAGCUGCAGGCGCAGAUCCAGUACGCGCAGAUCUCCGUGGAGAUGGAUGUGUCCUCCAAGCCCGACCUCUCCGCCGCGCUCAAGGACAUCCGCGCCCAGUAUGAGAAGCUGGCCGCCAAGAACAUGCAGAAUGCGGAAGAGUGGUUCAAGAGCCGCUUCACCGUGCUGACCGAGAGCGCCGCCAAGAACACCGACGCGGUGCGCGCCGCCAAGGACGAGGUGUCCGAGAGCCGCCGCCUGCUAAAGGCCAAGACCCUGGAGAUCGAAGCAUGCCGGGGCAUGAACGAAGCGCUGGAGAAGCAGCUGCAGGAGCUGGAGGACAAACAGAACGCCGACAUUAGUGCUAUGCAGGACACAAUCAACAAAUUGGAAAAUGAAUUGAGAACCACAAAGGGUGAAAUGGCAAGAUACCUCAAGGAAUACCAAGACCUUCUCAAUGUGAAGAUGGCUUUGGACAUUGAGAUUGCAGCUUACAGGAAACUCUUGGAAGGUGAGGAGACCCGGCUCAGUUUCACCAGCGUGGGCAGCAUAACCAGCGGCUACUCCCAGACCUCCCAGGUCUUUGGCCGAUCUGCCUAUGGUGGUUUACAGACCAGCUCCUACUUGAUGUCGGCCCGCUCCUUCCCAUCUUACUACACCAGCCACGUCCAGGAAGAGCAGAUCGAGGUGGAGGAGACCAUCGAGCCUGCGAAAGCUGAGGAAGCCAAGGACCAGCCCCCCUCUGAAGGAGAAGCUGAGGAGGAGGAGAAGAAGGAGGAGGCCGAGGGAGAGGAGGGAGCCCAAGAGGAAGAAGCUGCCAAGGAAGAAUCUGAGAAGGCAAAGGAGGAAGAAGAAGGAGGUGAAGGCAAAGAAGCAGAAGAAACCAAAGAAGCUGAGGAGGAGGAGAAAAAAGAUGAAGGUGCUGGGGAAGAGCAAGCCACUAAGAAGAAAGAUUGA
Messenger RNA from Mesoplodon densirostris (Blainville's beaked whale), 1632 nucleotides. It is a transcript of the gene NEFL, whose product is annotated as neurofilament light chain. Gene Ontology annotation, molecular function: structural constituent of postsynaptic intermediate filament cytoskeleton. Gene Ontology annotation, biological process: neurofilament bundle assembly. Gene Ontology annotation, cellular component: cytoplasm; intermediate filament; axon. The record is from RefSeq and is a predicted model, not a curated record. The transcript is spliced from 5 exons. Lineage: Eukaryota; Metazoa; Chordata; Mammalia; Artiodactyla; Ziphiidae. Bases 1 to 1632 code for a protein of 543 amino acids.